This is a messenger RNA of Danaus chrysippus (African queen), 1524 nucleotides long. NCBI's taxonomy places the organism in Eukaryota, Metazoa, Arthropoda, Insecta, Lepidoptera, Nymphalidae. The record is from the annotation of a GenBank genome assembly.
AUGACAAAUCGUGUUUACGGUAAACACACCAAUCAAAAUUUAAAACACAAUAACAAAGAGGAAACAAGACGAAAAACUAAAUCUAGACCUUUCUCCGCCGGUGUUAUAGAUUCUAAGAAAAAAGAUGAUGUCAAAGUUACAAGAUUUACGACGAAUUCGACUAAAAAAAAUAUUAAUACAAAAAACGAUACCGUUUUAGAGGAAUUGAAAGACACGAUCGAGAGGGUUAAGAGUUUAGAACUAUUGAAUGUUAAACUUAACGAGGACAAUAAACAGCUUCGUAAUAGAUUAGAACAAGUUAACGAGGAAAAGUAUGUGGUGGAUUUAAAAAUAUCCGAAUGUGAAAGAUUUAUACAGAGACUGUCUAAGGAAUAUGAGAAUAAAAAUAAUGAAUUGAACACAAUCAAACAGAACGAAAAGAGUCAGUUGGCAGAAUUAAAUAAGGCGAGAGAUGACAGGAGGCAGUUGGUUAUACAGCGCGAUAAAGACGCCAUCGUCAUACAAGAUUUACAAAGACAAGUUAAAGAAAUGGAAAUGAUUCUUAAAAGAAAGCAUCCGGACUCGGUGUCGGCUUUAAUAGUUGCAUCAAAAUCAUCUUCAGUUGAAGACAAUAAAAAGAAAUUAUUGGAAGAAAGAAUAGCUAGGCUGGAGCAAGAAUUGAAAGAUAAAGAAAAUCAUUUCCAAAGCAUUCUAAUGACGCUCCAAGAGAAGUUUGGUGAUAUGAAACAGAAAUACGAGAGUCACAUCAUCGAUGUAGAACGACAGUUGAUGGAUGAUAGAAAGGUUAAUAACGACUUGAAGAACAAAAUCAACAAACAGAACAUGAAACAUGUAGCUGUUCAAACAGUUAUGAGACCACAGAAUAAUGUCUGUACGCAAACAGUGUUAAAAUCAGAUAGGGCAACGUCAGCUGUUAGCAGGCUAACACAGAAUUCGGCUCUGAUAUUCAAUAAGCUUAAAGAAGAUAGCUAUCUGGUAGCAACUAUCAAGGGACUGCAAGCUGAACUGACGACGAAACAACGAACAAUAUCCAAAAUAAACAGAGAGACAGAGGAAUUGAGAAAGAAUUUACGAAACUUGCAGAAAGAAAAAGAAGUUCUGAUACAUUUGAAUCCGCAAAAGAAGGGCUGUAAGCAGGCGAAGUCGACGGAGAAUAUACUGUCAAGAGUGAACACGGAAAUGGAAGCUGAAUUGACUCAAAUUAAGAAGGAGAAAGAAUUAUACAAGGAGGAAAGAACCGGUCUGCUCUCAUCGCUGAAGAGGACAAAUGAAGACCUCAUACUGUUGAAGAAGAAAAGAAUUCAGGACCUUCACACACUACAAUUGGCCCAUGAGAAGGAGUUGAUGCAGAUGAACAUGCAACUGUAUCCGCUGCAAGAAGAAAUAAAACUCUUGAACCGAACAGUGGAGAUACUCCAGGAUCGAGUUAGGACGGCCGAAGACAAAUUACUUAGAUUCAGCAGUGGCCAUAAUGACGUUAACGCCGGUGGCGAUAAUAAUAGCACAAAACAUAUACGUUCCUAG